GCCUUUGGCAACCAACCAACUCUGACUCGAAUUUGGAACAUGAAAACUUUUUGAUGGAGGCGGUGCAGUUGUCAGCGGCCGCCCCUGCGAAUAAAAGCAACGACUGAACUCACUCAAUGUUUUGCAUACACUGAGCAUAAUCUCACACUCUGAGGUCGUUUUGGUUUUUGGUUUUUUUUUUAAUAAAGAAAACCACAACCAUCGCAUGCAAUUGCUUUACGAAGUUCUCUACCAGGGAGGCAGGGGAAACCCGAGCGACUUUCUUGACGUCCGGAUUUCAAACAUAAAAAACGACGUGAAAAAUGGCCCCUGACCUCUCAUCAAAUUGGAAGCAACUCCAGGCCAAGAUAAAGGGAGAGUCGGCGGCCCCAAGGAAGGCCGCUAAAAGGAAGCCAAUAGAGGACGUAUCGCCACCGGAAGCAAAGGGUCAAGCCAAGAAAAGACUGAAGACGGCGCAGCCACUGCAAGGCAACCAAUCUACCAAAAGGCCUGUAUCAGCGACGAGCAACACUCCUGCUGCCAAGAAAAGCAGGAGCGGCGGCAGGUCAUCCAGCAUGGGCGUUUCUCAAAGCUCCAAAAUCACAUCUGCCGUUGCCCCAACUACCAUGGCGCCUUCGCUCGCCGUAUGGGCCCAGGACAACGACAUCUCUCCUGAACACGUCGCAGAGGCGUACGGCCUGGGCCUCAAGGCGACAACCGCUUCCGGCACCGGCUCAGGGACUCUGUCCCGUCCCAAUGCAGGUCUCACCCCGGGACUUCAGCUGGGCAAGUAUGUCGGCAUCGACUGCGAGAUGGUCGGCAUCGGCCCGGGCGGGCAUGAGUCGAUCCUAGCGCGCGUCUCGGUCGUUGAUUUUCACGGAAACCAGGUCUACGACUCGCUGGUGCGUCCUAGACCAGGAGUCGUCGUCACUGACUGGCGCACACAUGUGAGCGGUGUGAGCGCACGGGACAUGCGAUUUGCGCGGGACUUUGACGAGGUUCAGACGCAGGUCGCGGAGCUGCUGCGUGGGAAGAUAGUGGUCGGUCACGAUAUCAGGCACGAUCUGGCAGUGCUGGGGCUCGGACACCCACCGAAGGACGUCCGGGACACGGCCAAGUUCUCUGGGUUUCGGAAGUACGGCAACGGGCCCAAGCCGGCGAUGCGCAUCCUGGCUAAGGAGAUCCUGGGCUUGGAGAUACAGGACGGCCAGCACUCGAGCGUGGAGGAUGCGAGGGUGGCUAUGCUGCUGUUCCGCAGGCACAAACCCCAGUUCGAUGUGGAGCACAUGAACCGAUACCCAGGUGCCAGCGGCGGUUCUUCAUCGAAUAAAAAGACAACGAAGAAGAAGCGGAAGAAUUGAAACGUCUGUCGUCUUCGACUAUUUAGAACCAACAAGCGAAGCCAUUUCUAUCUCAAAGUCUAAAGGUGGCUAUUACCACAAAACCCAGGAGCAAUAUACAAAAUCAUAGCGGGAUUCCCUCCAUCAGUUCCAGGGCACCCUCGCGUCCGACCGCUAUUAUCACGUCCCCAAGCGUCUUUGUGAGGAAGCCAGCCUCGCAAUAGGUAAAAUAGUACUGGAGGCAGCGUUUUGCGUUAGUUUAAUGACGCAGACACGGAACGCGGCUGGGUACGCUCAUCGGGAUAGCGGAAGGGGAACUUUGGCGGGGAUUCCCUUACCUCCCACUUGUUCUUAAAAACAGCAAUCGCCUCAUCUGUCAUGCCCGCGUGCUCGGUCUUGAGCGCAGGCUUGAUCUUGGAGUCAAAGUUUUCUAGGAACGCCUCCUUCCAUAGACGCAGGGUUUUGCUGUAAUGCCCGCCGAUAUUUUCGACACCCUCGACAAUCAGAGUCCCCUGGGAUUCUUUGCUGAUGUGGUUCAACAACUGUGUGAUCGAGGGGAGGUAACCACCUGGGAAAAUAUAGUGGUUUAUAAAGCUGUUUGGGAGGUUUCAUGGUCAGCCACGGAAAUCUUCUCCAAGCAAUCAUACAAGCUUACUCUUCGCUCUUGGAGUAAGCCUCAUGUCGGCCUUCUGGCAUCGUGAUGCACUGAAACAUGGCAAUACCACCAUCUUUCUUCAGUAACCUGUCGAUGCAGGCAAAGUACGUGCUAAGGAAUUCCUGCCCGACCGCUUCGAGCAUCUCGAUCGAGACUAUCUUGUCAAACGGCCGACCCUCUGGUGCCUCCAGCGCUCGGUAGUCCUUUAGCAGAACCUCGAUCCGGUCAGAGAGCCCAGCGUCGGCUAUCCUAGCCUCCGCCAGCGCCUUUUGCUCCUUGGAGAGGGUGAGACUGGUGACACGGCAGCCCGUCGCCUUGACAGCCUCGAUGGCGAAGGAUCCCCAGCCGGUUCCGAUUUCCAGCACGUGGUCUGUCGAUUUGAUGCGUGCUCCAGUGAUGAACCUGCGCAGUUUGGUCAACUGUGCUGCUUCGAGAGACUCCUCCUGCUCGUCGGAUCCGUCCGUGACCGAUUUCCAUACUGGGCACGAGUAGGUCAUGUCCGGGGAGAGAAACGCAGCAAACAUCUCAUUGCUGAUGUCGUAAUGAGCCGAGAUGUUUAGUAGGGAGUUGGACAGGGUGUUGGUCGUCCUGGCAAGGCUGGUAAUGGCUCCAGAUAUAGCUGAGAAGCGCGUCGUGCCGUUGCCCAUCUGGUCUCGGUUCACAAUGAAUAGCUACAUCUCUACAAUGUCAAAAUGAUGGAAACCCCCUAGAAACGCUUACUCUAUCGACGCAAGGGGUAAACUGACCUGGAAGAAAGACGUCAGGUCGGCACAUUCAACGUCGCCGAGCAUAUAAGCUUCGGCCAACCCCAUAUCGGCGAACAAGAACAAGCGCAUCCAGAACGCAUCGCGCUUGACCACGAGCUCAACGCGUGGGAUAGUCGUAGCCUUCCGCACACCACUAGGCCGGGUUGGGAGCGGCUCCUCGUCCAGCUUGGUCCCGUUGCUCCUAUCCGGCAGCUUCUGGCCGUAGACGAUCCGACGGCCGCCCGGCUCGUCGACCAGCAGUAGAGUCCCAAUCUCGAUCUGCGAGAAGACGGCCUCAACCGCCGGUCUGGCGAGGGCCAUUGCCGGGCCCCAGGUCAGGCUCCCGAGCGACUCGCGCAGGACCUCGGUGCCCCUGGCGACGGGCCCGGUGAUCGCAGCCGGUAUGUAAGCCAUGGAUCCGUUGUGUCACAAAAGGUGCUUCCCAGCGAACUGUUCUGCGGCGUCCAAAAGUUGGAUGCCGGAUGUGCAGGAACCAGAUUGUCCCUCGUAUCCUUCGCGCGUAAUCAGGUAUGAAUCGAAAUGGCAAAAAGAGCGAACCGGCUGGCUGUGUGGGAAAAUGCCAAGCAAAAGCCGCAGGAUGGCUUUAGACUUAUGUUUUGCGCACCACGUGUUAUAACAAUCAACAAAGCACGGAAUGUAUGAGAUCUGAACAAAAUUAGGGGUGAAAAAAGGUACAGCUCGCGCUGAGGCGUGCAGUAGACACUAAUAUCUAGCUCGACCAAGCUAGACUAAGGGGAGAAACCUCGGGACGAACGGAUGAUCUAUGUCACUUUGGUAGCGGAAUUAGGGAAAGGCUGGAACAACUUUCUCGUAGGAACAUAACCGCAUUGGAUUUGCUAUUUUUUUUUUUUUGUUCAUUGACAGACGGGACGAAGGUGCUGCACGCUUGACUGAGACAGGGCAAGGGGCCGAGCUUCUCUUCGGGAGGGGGAUGGGACGGUGUCAAGGACUAGGCUUGCAGGGAUAAAGCUCCGGGAUAACAAAGAUCUUGAACGGAGAGCAGUUUUUUGACUUGCCUUGGUUGAUUAUCAAACGCAAGGGCAUGGGAGUCAGGCAAAAAACAGCAGGAUGAAAUACGGUAGAGCGCCGUUAGAAAGAUAGCGCCCCCACAGAAUCGGCACUAACUGCUGAAGGAUCAACUUGGGUACAAUUGCAUUCCGAGUCAGUAAAUUAGCUGCGAUUUUUUUCGGCUUUGGUGCGGUCUGGCCGUGUUUAAAACAGUGAACCAUUAAAUAUCAAUGACGAGCAUAAGCCGGACAAGACCAGAGUAGCGGAUAGGCUCAACAAAAGCAACGAGAAGUUUGACUCCUUUCUUUCGUAUACCGUUG
Molecule: messenger RNA, 4069 nt
Organism: Pyricularia oryzae 70-15
Lineage: Eukaryota; Fungi; Ascomycota; Sordariomycetes; Magnaporthales; Pyriculariaceae
Product: RNA exonuclease 4
Exons: 1
Coding region: 303-1340 (345 amino acids)
Biological process (GO): ribosomal large subunit assembly; rRNA processing
Cellular component (GO): nucleus
Molecular function (GO): 3'-5' exonuclease activity; nucleic acid binding
Source: RefSeq, a predicted model, not a curated record